UAACAGAGUGUUUACAAAAUGUAUAUUCAAAGAUGUUGUUAUCUGGAGAAAAAUUCAAGUAUAGCCCAGCAGAACUUCAAUUCUACACUAGUCUUGCUAGCAUUGUAAUUCAGAUACCAAUGUCUCUACUAUUGGUUGAUCUAAGUGAUAAUGCAGAAAAGAUUGAUGUAAGCAUCAUACUUUGCUACAUAUUAAAUGGCAUUUUCUUUCAUUUCCAAAGUAUUACUGCAUAUGUUCUUAUGGACUACAUUAGUCCAGUGACUCACAGUGUUGCAAACACUGCCAAACGUGCAUUCCUUAUAUGGCUGUCUGUAUUGAUGUUCGGGAAUCCUGUAACGCUUCUCAGUGGUUUGGGUACCACUGUAGUUAUUUUGGGUGUUCUGCUAUACAUCAAAGCUCAAGACUAUGACGACAAAGUACAAACGUCGAGGCGUAAAGUGAGAGCGAUUUAGUAUUGUCAUUGCUAGUUUGUUACUUAGCAAACAUCAGCUGAUAACUUACAAGUCUGUGAUCUAUUUUUUAUUAUCAGAUUAUUUUAAAAAAUGUGAUAAAAAAGAUAUCGAAGGAGGUUCAGAUUAUUAUUAUUAAAAGUGUUUAAUGUCGUACCUAUUAGAAAAAUUGACAUCAUAAUUGAAGUAGGUAUUUGUUAAUGUCUGUUACAGAUUGUAUCAGUGAAAAAUGUUUUUUUUUUCUAAAUACGUGUUUAAUUAUUUCGAAUGUUAUUAGAAAUUAAUCAAUUUAAUAAUUAGAGAAUAUUGAAUUUAGUGGAUAUUAAGACUGUUUUGUUGUAAACAAUUUUAAAAAAGUUAUUUAACAAUAUCCAUCCCUUGUGUAAGUAUUUGAACAACAGACAGAGACAGUGUACAUUAUGGUGUAUUAAGUUUCUUCUAAUAGAAAAUAAAUUUGUGUCUGUAAAACUGUACCUCCUAACGAUCAACUAUGCAUAUAAUUUCUUUAUGCAAGAAAUAAUUACCAUGAUAUAUCCUGAUUAGAUAACAUUCCAGUAUUUUGUUUUACUUUUUUUUAACAAAAUAUGUAUAAAUACACUGUUUAUUUUGUUUUUUUCUUU
Molecule: messenger RNA, 1069 nt
Organism: Agrilus planipennis (emerald ash borer)
Lineage: Eukaryota; Metazoa; Arthropoda; Insecta; Coleoptera; Buprestidae
Product: solute carrier family 35 member E2-like
Exons: 3
Coding region: 33-452 (139 amino acids)
Cellular component (GO): Golgi apparatus
Molecular function (GO): antiporter activity
Source: RefSeq, a predicted model, not a curated record